AUGUUCCGUAAUGCCCUAGUGACUGGUGCUGCCCGAGGAAUCGGACGUGCAAUUGCUCUUCGUCUUGCCAGAGACGGCUUCAACGUUGCUGUCAACGAUAUUGAAGCAAGCUCUUCUGAUCUCCAGAAAGUGAAACAGGAAAUCGAAGAAAUCGGUCGAAAAUCGAUCACUGUCAUCGCUGAUGUUUCGAUUGAUAAAUCGGUCGAGUCUAUGAUGGAAGAGGUCGCACAAAAGCUCGGUAGUCUAGAUGUUAUGAUCGCUAAUGCGGGAAUAGUCCAGGUGAAACCAAUUCUUGAAAUCACUACAGAAGAUUGGGAUAGAAUGUUUGCUAUCAAUAUGCGUGGUGUUUUUCUUUGCUAUAAAGAGGCUGCUAAAGUUAUGAUUGAGCAAGGUACAGGGGGCAAAAUUAUUGGUGCCUGCAGUAUUGCUGGAUACAAACCAGUUUCAAUGCUGGGUCACUAUUCUGCCAGUAAAUGGGGUGUACGUGGCCUGACACAAGCGGCUGCCAUGGAAUGGGCCAAAUACAAAAUAACAGUCAAUGCUUAUUGUCCAGGUAUGUUUCACACUGCUUUUAAUAUGAACAUAGAAAUUUAA
Molecule: messenger RNA, 594 nt
Organism: Rotaria sp. Silwood2
Lineage: Eukaryota; Metazoa; Rotifera; Eurotatoria; Philodinida; Philodinidae
Source: the annotation of a GenBank genome assembly